UAUGUUCAACAAGAAGAUGGCACGCUUGUGUAUGCUUACAAAUUCCAGCUUCGCGACAAAGGUGUUAAUUUCUGGAUCCAAGUUUGGGCAGAUACCAACACUGGCAAACUGGUCCAGGCUGUUGACUUUGCUCAUCAUGCAACAUACAAGGCUAUCAAAGUCCCUGGUCUCAGUCCCAAGGAUGGUGGUUUCACCAACAUCAAAGAUCCAGAAUACAAACCAUCGUCGCCUAAUGGAUGGACUGACGGAACUACCACUGAGGGUAACAACGCCGAUGUUCUUGAUUUAAGACCAAGAACACCAGUUCCUGGAGCCGGUGUUGACGGUGUAUUCGACACCAGCUUUGAUCCCAAGACUGACAUUGACAAUAAGGAGAACUUACAAGCAACAGCUGUCAAUCUGUUUUAUCUUGCUAACCUCAUGCACGAUAUCACAUACCAGUAUGGUUUCAACGAGGCAGCUGGUAAUUUCCAAAAGGACAACUUUGGAAAAGGUGGUGAGGGUAACGAUGCAGUUAGUAUCAGUGUCCUGGAUGAUUCAGAUGACGGAAAUGCCGAUUUCUAUACUCCAGCCGAUGGUCAGCCGGGCGAAAUGAGAAUGUUCCGAUUCACUUCUGCCAAACCCAACCGCAGUCCAGGUCUGGACAAUCAAGUUCCUUUGCACGAAUAUGGACACGGUAUUUCAACUCGAUUGACUGGUGGACCUGCGGCAGUUGGAUGCUUGUUGAAAGGUCAAGCUGAUGGUAUGGGUGAAGGCUGGUCCGAUAUAUUUGCCAUGAUCGUAACCGCAAAAAAAACACACAAAGCCACCACUCCAAUUAGCUUUGCUGCCUAUUCCGAGAAUUCGCCCAGUGGUUUUCGCUCGCAUCCUUACACCACUGACAUGAAAGUCAAUCCUCUGACGUAUGCCGAUAUUAAAGAGCGUGAAGAAGUUCAUGAUAUGGGUGAAUUGUGGGCAGCCAUGCUUUGGGAAGUCUACUGGAACUUGGUCACCAAGAACGGAUUCUCCACCAAUCUCUACGAUGCCAAGGGCAAAGCUGGUAACAUUAUUACUAUGCAGAAUAUGAUUGGUGGUAUGAUGCUUCAGCCAUGCAAGCCCACUUUCCUUAGUGCUCGUGAUGCCUUUAUUGCAUCUGAUGUUGCUCGCUACAAGGGUGCCAACAAGUGCGAGAUCUGGAAAGGAUUCGCCAAACGUGGUCUGGGAGUCAAGGCU
Molecule: messenger RNA, 1212 nt
Organism: Batrachochytrium dendrobatidis JAM81
Lineage: Eukaryota; Fungi; Chytridiomycota; Chytridiomycetes; Rhizophydiales
Exons: 2
Molecular function (GO): zinc ion binding; metalloendopeptidase activity
Source: RefSeq, a predicted model, not a curated record